Messenger RNA from Orbicella faveolata, 1128 nucleotides. RefSeq lists its product as uncharacterized. NCBI's taxonomy places the organism in Eukaryota, Metazoa, Cnidaria, Anthozoa, Scleractinia, Merulinidae. The record is from RefSeq and is a predicted model, not a curated record.
AUCAUAUAGCUGAUAAUGGAUGCCAAAAAAGAAGCAAAUUCCAUAUCCUUUCGUCGGAUUGAGCGAUAUCUUAGGCCAAAGCAUGUUGGUGAUGCUAUUGAACCUUAAGAGCAUCACCCUGCUGUACCCAAAGAUGACGUCGAGAAGAUGAACAGUUUCAUUGAACAAGGAUUGCCUUUUGGGGAAGCACUUCUUCAGUUAAGGAGGACACACUUCCCUGUAUACUAUGACCCACAUCCCUGGAAGACAGGUUUACCAGAAAGCAAGUCUGACUCCUUGAAAUCCCUGAUGGCUACAUAUUUGUUUCGCAAGAAGGUGAAUGACUUUACUGCCAUGGGUGUCAAUUUUAAGGAACACCUUUACGUUCCAGAGAAGAGUCCUGGUACUGGAGAAUUCUUUCAUGAGAGGGGAGACCACAAUCACGUGCUAAAGCGUAUCACAACAUGUGCCAGAGAAGGGUGUAUUCCAUCAGUUGGUCUCCAGUAUUUUAGAGAUGCUCUCCAUGAUGACAAGACAGGUCUGACGUACGAGGCAUUGACUGGGAAACGAAAACAGUCUGUUCCUGACUGUGAGAAGUUCUUCUCUGUUGGUGUCUUAAAGUUCAUGGAGGAUAACAAGCAUGAAACAGAGGCCAAAGUGGUCAAGACUGUUCUCAACUGGCGUAAAGCUAAUGAUGGGAGAAGAUUGGGUAAGAGCAACUCAUUGAUAAUGUUGUAAUAUAGAUACAAUUCAAAUUAUCUACUAACUGUAGUUUUAUUUGACCCCACCUUCUGCCUCCCCCUUAAUCUGACCUCUGUUUAUGACAAUGGACUUUUGUGUUUUCAUAGUGGCUAAAGUGAUAGAGUUACCACAGUGUACAUUUGAUACAAAAGUCUUUUUAACAAACCUUCUGACUGAUGUGGGAAUUGAAAAUUGAAGAAUAUUUUGUCAAGUGAAUUUUUGUGCUAACUAUGAUCACAUUAUAUUGCACUCAUAUGUAAGCUGACUUUUAAAACUUUACUGACCUGUUACAGAUGAGAAGACAAGAAAGAAAAAUAACUUGGCUAUGCUUGACUGGAUUUUGGAGGACUGGAUGCCAUGGUACAAAGACUGUAGAGAUUUUUCAAAGCUAGAUGUGAACAGGUUCGU